GGAGUCCAAAGUCUGGGAAGGCUCACAGGAGUGGAAAACAGCCUCGGAGCCUUGGGAGUGUGUACAAUGGAAGGCUGGCAUUCCCCCAUCAUUCUGCUCUGUCUCUUGUUCUGCGAAGUUUCUGUGGCUGUGUAUAAGCAGUGGAUUCCAAACACCAAUUUUGAAGAUGCUGCCAACUGGGACAGAAACCGAACUCCAAGUGAGACCGAUAUUGUCAUGUUUGACAGCAACAAGAUGGUCUCUGUAUUUGUUGGGAGCACUCAUGUCCUCAUGGGCGCACACCUUCCUCUAGAUGGAGAAUUUAUCUUGGCUCCUGGUGCCGGCUUUACUGCUUUUGAUGGAGUCUCUGACCCCAGCUCAGAUUCAGAUCACAUCCACUUCCUAAAUGCUGAUCGAUUUAGCUGGUAUAAUCCCACUUUGUGGCAUACAGACCUAAAAAACAGUGACCGCCUUUUCUCUAUGGAUACUGAACUUAUCCCCUGUCGCCAAGAUGAUGUCAUCUUCCCACCAGAAACUUCCUUCCGUGUGGACCUGGGGGCUGGUGGCCGGACCAUCAGCCUCCACAGUAUAUCCAUCCUAGACCAGACAUUCAGCGUGGACAAGGAGCUGGCCACCUAUCUGGCCAGCAGCACUGGGAAGCUACAGUUCCAUGGAGCUGGCUCUCUGAGGUUGUCCUCUGCCCCCUGUGAGGACCCUUCAGGCUGUGAGUGCGGUAACGAUGAGGUGGAGGCCUGGAUCUGUGCCUCUCUGCUCCAGACCUCUGGAGGUCGCUGCCCCAAGCCUGCCUGCCAAGUAGCCCUGAAGCCAGUGGGUCAGUGCUGUGAGAUCUGUGGAGCCAUGAUCUUCCUCAACUACACCCAGGCCUUUGAUCUCCAUCAGUACAAGCAGAGAUUGCUCCAUAACUUUCUGGACCGGCCCCAGGCUUUGGGGGUUCGCAUGGCCAUCUCCAAAGUGCACAAGGAACACAGGCUUCGAGGAUCAGCACACACAGCUCGAGGGAAGCGACAGACUGAGACCACCACCCACAUCCAGGUGGUGCUGACAGAUGACGGAAGUGGGCCUGAGGCAGGAAGGGCGGCUGUACGUGUGGCCCAGGCCAUCCUCACUGACGUGGCUGAGCAAGGGGCAGCCUAUGGGGUCCUGCAGGGGGAUGCUGAGUAUUCGGACGGCGGUAGCUCUACAGCUGGGCUCACAGGAGAGAGCCUGUCCUCAGGGAUGGUGACUAGCCUGGCUAUUGCCAUAGUCCUGGGGCUGAUGGUGGUUCUGCUCGGGGGUCUUCUGCUCCUUCACUGGACUGGAUGGGUCAGGCUGUGGCCCCUGUCGGUCCCCACCCUGUGGCAGAGAUCAGAACCCGCAUUGGACCAAGGGAACCUGGGCUUCGACAACCCCAUUUUUGACAGUCCAGGCCUUGCCUCAGUCCUGGCUCCUGGCCCCAGAGAAGAAGUGGUUGUGGAAGAUGCUGCCCCAUCUCCAAAGGGCCCCCCCAGCAGUGGCAGCUACUUCAUUAACCCAUUGUUUGAAGCAGACAUCUAAGGCUCUCCUGCCAUCAGCCCUUGCUUUGGUGAGGCCCCGGGAGCCCAGCCUGCAUGGGAAAGAGGGAAGCACCCGAGCUGCUGUCAGCCUUUUUGUCUCUUGCCUGGUCUCUACCAUGAGAUGGGGCCUAGGGCUCUCUGUACCCCGAUCCCCAACAACCUGAGUCUCUCUGGCUGGAUAAGCAGGCCAUCUUCCAUAAUGGUGUUUUCCAGAGUAGGGUGCAUCUGUGCAUUUUCCAACCAGAUCACACCUCAGAGCGUGCUUUAAAAUAGAAACCAGACCACCCAGAGUUCUUGUGGGUUCCCCCCACCUCCAUCCCAUACAGCCAUGCAUUCCUUCCCCACAGGACUCACUUCUUUCUCUUAAGCCCACAACUGAAUAUUGAGAGAACCAAGUUCUAACCCUGCCACUGAUUCACCUUGAGUAAGUCUCUUUUUCUGGGCCUGUUUCCUCCUCUACAAAACCUUUGUUUCCUUCUAGCUCUGAUGAAGAACUAUUUGUUUCCUUUUAGGCUUGGGGUUCCCAGGAAAGAAACUAGGGAGAGGGCCUAUGACCCAUCCUCCAAACAGGGUGAGGGAGAAGGAAAGGAAAGCCUGCCUCUCCCUGCAGAUGAGUGGUGGGUGCAGCUCUGGCCUUGCCACCACCCAAGGAAAGCUAAAGAAAGAAUUGGAGCCAGCCUUUUUCAUUAAAAGAUGUUAAACUGACAA
Molecule: messenger RNA, 2240 nt
Organism: Monodelphis domestica (gray short-tailed opossum)
Lineage: Eukaryota; Metazoa; Chordata; Mammalia; Didelphimorphia; Didelphidae
Gene: AMN
Product: amnion associated transmembrane protein
Biological process (GO): receptor-mediated endocytosis; intracellular protein localization
Cellular component (GO): endocytic vesicle; apical plasma membrane
Source: RefSeq, a predicted model, not a curated record